Molossus molossus (Pallas's mastiff bat) is the source of this 3465-nucleotide messenger RNA. RefSeq names its product acyl-CoA dehydrogenase family member 11 (gene ACAD11). Gene Ontology annotation, cellular component: mitochondrion. Gene Ontology annotation, molecular function: flavin adenine dinucleotide binding; oxidoreductase activity, acting on the CH-CH group of donors. Bases 78 to 2519 code for a protein of 813 amino acids. NCBI's taxonomy places the organism in Eukaryota, Metazoa, Chordata, Mammalia, Chiroptera, Molossidae. The transcript has 21 exons. The record is from RefSeq and is a predicted model, not a curated record.
CUUAGGCCUCGCCCACUGGCUAAAAAGUAGCCCAAGUAUCUGUAGGUUCCGCGACUCUGCAACCCGCAGCGGCCGUCAUGGAGACCAAAGCCCCCGACGAGCAGGAAGCGGCCGAGGUGCUGCCCCAGCACCAGUUCGACUACAGAUCCCUGGAGGCUUAUCUCAACCAGCACUUGCCAGGCUUUGGGGCCGAUCCCGGAGCCAAGCUGACCGUUGCCCAGUACAGAUUAGGACAGUCCAAUCCAACCUUUUAUCUCCAGAAGGGCUUUCAAGGAUAUGUACUCAGAAAAAAACCACCUGGUUCACUUCUUCCCAAAGCACAUAAGAUUGAUAGAGAAUUUAAAGUUCAGAAAGCUUUGUUUUCCAUUGGAUUCCCAGUUCCCAAGCCUCUACUGUACUGCAGCAAUGCUUCUGUCAUUGGAACAGAAUUUUACAUAAUGGAACAUGUGCAGGGUCGAAUUUUUCGUGAUUUCACAAUUCCUGGAGUUAGCCCAGCAGAACGCUCAGCCAUGUAUGUGGCCAUGGUAGAAACCUUGGCUCAGUUACAUUCUUUGAAUGUAAAUGCAUUGCAGCUGGAAGGAUAUGGUAUAGGUGCUGGGUUCUGCAAAAGACAGGUAUCAACCUGGACAAAGCAAUAUCAAGCUGCAGCCCACCAAGACAUCCCUGCCAUGAACCAGCUCUCUGACUGGCUAAUGAAAAACUUGCCAGAUAAUGAUAAUGAAGAAAAAUUGAUUCAUGGAGAUUUCAAACUAGAUAACAUAAUUUUCCACCCUACAGAGUCUCGAGUUAUAGCUGUACUGGAUUGGGAGCUUUCAACCAUUGGUCAUCCUUUGUCAGACUUAGCUCAUUUCUCCUUGUUCUACUUUUGGCCAAGGACAGUUCCACUGAUAAAUCAAGGCUCUUAUUUUCAAGAAAAUAUAGGGAUACCAUCACUGGAAGAAUUAAUUUCAAUAUAUUGCCGCUGCAGGGGGAUUGAUUAUAUUCUUCCUAACUGGAAUUUUUUUGUUGCCCUUGCAUAUUUUAAACUAGCUGGAAUAUUGCAGGGAGUAUAUAGCAGAUAUCUUCUGGGGAAUAACGUAUCUGAGAAUAGCUUUCAGUUUGCCAAUGUUGUGCAACCUCUGGCAGAAACUGGAUUACAACUCUCAAAAAGAACUUUCAGAACUACACUAUCACAGAUUGAUACUACCCGAGAGUUGUUUGUACAGACCAGGAGAGGCCAGGAAGUUCUUACUAGAGUGAAGCGUUUCAUGAAACAGCACAUCCUUCCAGCGGAAAAGGAGGUAAUUGAGUUCUAUGUUCAAAAUGAAAAUUCAUUAGACAAGUGGAAAAAACCUUCAGUGAUUGAUAAACUCAAGGAAAUGGCCAAAGCAGAGGGCCUCUGGAACUUGUUUCUGCCAGCUGCAAGUGGUCUAAGCCAGGUAGACUAUGCCCUGGUUGCUGAAGAAACAGGAAAAUGCUUUUUUGCUCCAGAAGUCUUUAACUGCCAAGCACCAGACACAGGAAACAUGGAGUUGCUCCACCUGUAUGGAAGUGAAAAGCAGAAGCAGCAGUGGCUUGAGCCUCUUCUUCAAGGGAGCAUUGCCUCCUGCUUCUGUAUGACAGAGCCGGAUGUAGCAUCCAGUGAUGCCACAAAUAUUGACUGCAGCAUCCAAAAAGAUGGAGAUAGCUAUGUGGUUAACGGCAAGAAAUGGUGGAGCAGUGGAGCUGGGAAUCCAAAGUGCAAAAUUGCGAUUGUUUUGGGAAGAACUAAAAAUACCUCGGCAGCCAGACACAAACAACACAGCAUGAUUCUUGUUCCUAUUAACACACCUGGAGUAGAAAUCAUAAGACCUUUGUCAGUUUUUGGCUACAUGGAUCAUUUACAUGGAGGACAUUUUGAGAUCCAUUUUAAUCAAGUGCGAGUUCCUGCCACCAAUUUAAUACUAGGUGAAGGAAGGGGAUUUGAAAUUGCCCAAGGCCGCCUUGGACCUGGCAGAAUCCACCACUGUAUGAGAACAGUAGGUUUGGCAGAACGCGCUUUGCAGAUCAUGUGUGAACGGGCAGCACAGAGGGUGGCCUUUAAGAAGAAACUGUACUCACAUCCUGCUUUGUGGCACAUGCCUAGGAAUAUUCGUGGGGACCCUUCAGUCCACAGCGAGGGCAAGGGUUCAGCUGUUGGAUGGGCACUGUGGGAGGAGGAGGUUGUGGCUCACUGGAUUGCCGAAAGCCGCAUUGCCAUCGAAGAGAUCCGCUUGCUGACCCUGAAAGCCGCCCACAACAUCGACACUCUGGGCAGCGCUGGUGCGAAGAAGGAGAUUGCAAUGAUUAAAGUGGCUGCCCCUCGGGCAGCCUGCAAAGUUAUUGACCGGGCCAUCCAAGUGUGUGGAGGCGCAGGUGUUUCCCAGGAUUACCCUCUGGCUAACAUGUACGCCCUCACGCGGACUCUGCGCAUAGCAGAUGGACCUGACGAAGUCCACCUCUCGGCAGUCGCAAAAUUGGAGCUUAUGGACCAAGCCCGAAGCUUGAGGGCCAAGGUCUAAGGGGGCGACACCCUCUCACCUUCCAACAGAUCGCAUGGGCUCCAGAACUUGGACCUCAUUCUGUUUUUGUAACAGUUUGAGCUCAGGAUUAACUACUCACUUUUGGUAAAGAUGUGAGGAUGUAUUUUGAUCAGUGGGUUUUUAUCAUUUUAAGGGUCACAUAGUUUUAAUUAAGUUAAUUAAGAAAUUCAAUAGCAAUUCUACAGCUGUUGUUAUUUAGUCUAAAACCUGUUAGGUAUUUACUUUUUAAACACUCAACUAGUAAAGAGCUAAUGAAGUGAACUGGAGAGCUAAAGUACAGGCAUAAUAAUAUUUUUACUUUUUGGUUCUCAUGAAUUGUUCCACUUAAAGAAAUAGUCACAGAAUAUUUCCUCAUUGCCUUGUAAAACUAUAGGGGUUGGUUUACACUGUGUGGUCAUGUUUGCUUUGGAGAAAGUGCAUGACUGAUGGGUCACUUUAGAAUUCAUAUCAUUUAUAAGCUUCAUAAUUCGAUAGGAAGCAUUUAUAUGUAAAAUCUGAAUGCAGUUAAAAUUUACUAGAAAAUAUGUCACAUACUGAGAAAGUAUAAUUAGGAACAAUUUAAUUAUUUAUGUUGACCUGAUAGAUAGUUUAAAGUACAAGAAAGUUACUUAAUUUUGAGAUGAGGUUAAAGAUCGUCUACUCUGGAUUCGAUCCUGUUAGGAGCAGCCCUCCUGGUGGCCUCAGGGGACUGGGGCACCUGGGUGUGGUUAGUGCAGCUGAGGCAGCGACUGUUUUAUUCUCUUAAAGUUUCAUCUGAAUCGGUUUUCAACUUAGCUACUGGAAAACGUUUUAUGCUUGGAAUAACUUGGCUAUGUGAACUGGCUUUUUCAAAUGUACAUUUCAUGAAAUCUAAAUACAGAGCAAGUAUUUCCAAUGAAAAUUUAGCAUCUGAAUUAAGAAAUAGACUAAGUGUAAAAUACACACC